Molecule: messenger RNA, 3010 nt
Organism: Chelonia mydas (Green sea turtle)
Lineage: Eukaryota; Metazoa; Chordata; Testudines; Cheloniidae
Gene: STOML3
Product: stomatin like 3
Exons: 8
Coding region: 269-1108 (279 amino acids)
Cellular component (GO): plasma membrane
Source: RefSeq, a predicted model, not a curated record
GGGUUACAGAGUCAGAUUCCCUGCUUUGGAGGAGAAGCUGUGCCCUGGAGGAGUGAAGUCCAACAAAGGGGACCUAGAGCUCUGAAAUGACACUGAACCAAAUCCCAAAGAAUGUUCAAGCACAGAGGCCUCAUGCAGGGAACGGCAUGUGAGAGCUUGAUCUUCUGCGGCUCUGCUUUUCUUCUCAGACACUUUAACGAGCUGAGCACCAUUUGAAGGGGUGUCUUCAUUACGGCUUGUGAGGUGACAAGGAUUUCUCUAUAAUGAGAUGGAUUCUGGGAGAGGCUACCUUGGGAAAGAGAGUAAGGAGAUGCUAGUUGCAGAUAAGAAGGAAGGAAUUGGGGCCUGUGGUUGGAUCCUGGUUUCUCUUUCAGUCCUGUUCGUGCUUAUUACCUUUCCUUUCUCCAUCUGGAUGUGCCUGAAGAUUGUCAAGGAAUAUGAGCGUGCUGUUGUAUUUCGGCUGGGACGUAUAGUGUCUAAAAGAGCAAAAGGCCCAGGUUUGAUAAUAGUCCUUCCGUGUACGGAUGUUUUUACCAGGGUUGAUCUUAGAACUGUUACCAGUAACAUUCCCCUACAAGAGAUUCUUACGAAAGAUUCUAUAACUACCCAAGUUGAUGGAGUGGUCUACUAUAAAAUCUACAGUGCUGUCUGUUCAGUGGCUAAUGUCACGGAUGCCCAUUUAGCCACCAACCUGCUGGCACAGACCACUUUGAGAAAUGUUCUAGGCACCCAAAGCUUGUCCCAGAUCUUGUCUGGUCGAGAAAAGAUUGCCCACAAUAUCCAGUCUAUCCUCGAUAAUGCCACCAGUAAAUGGGGAAUCCAGGUAGCACGUGUGGAAAUCAAAGACGUCAGGAUCCCUAUGGAGAUGCAAAGAGCUAUGGCUGCUGAAGCUGAAUCAACACGAGAUGCUAGAGCUCAGAUCAUAGCAGCAGAAGGAGAAAAGAAUGCUUCUGAAGCACUGAAGCAGGCCUCCAUGGUGCUGGUUGAGGCUCCAUCAGCCCUCCAGCUGCGCUACUUGCAGACCUUGGCCAUGCUAGCUACUGAGAAGAAUUCCACCAUUGUCUUACCUCUGCCCAUGAAUAUGCUGCAGGGUUUUUAUAAACAAUAACAGGACAAAACCAAAUGGUGAUUAAGGCUCUUUUACACUGAAUUCUUUAGUUCGGAGAACUUUACAGGGAUUCGGAGAGGCAAGCCUGUGCAGAAUUAAUCAGAAUUAAUGUAGAAAGUACACUUUGAUAUCCUGCCUCAGGAGUAGGGUUAACUACACAGAGACCAUCACAAGCCAGAACACUGAAUCUGAAUGACCCCAAAUUUUUGAGGGAUUCAAAAUUCAGACAUCCAAAUUUUGUGGCUCAAGCUCAUCACUAAGUAAAAAAUAAAGAGACUUUUUGUUAAAAUACAGGUUAAACUGAGGUGCUCGCUUUUGAUGUUGUUUGAUUUUACAGAGUCACUCGUUUAGCAGGUAUGUGGUGAUUUGUCAGCUCACCAGGAGCCUGCCUCUAAAAGCUAAUACAGCCACUGCAUGCAGUAAAUAGGCCAGCUCCUGUUCUGUUACACUGGGGAUAAAUUUGUAGCAUCUCAGUUGAAAACACCAGUGUAGUGGCGAGAAGAAUGUCACCCAGAGGUAUUCCUUGAUCAUUACUGGAACCACCAAGUAAUUUAAGUCUAUGUAGCUCCUACAAAAGGACUUAGGUGCCUAUAUCCAAAAUUUAGAUGCCACCAGCCUUAAACCUCUCUCUCUCACCUAAGCCCCAGCAGGCUCCUCAAACUCAGUGGGCCCCCCCUCUGUUUCACCUAUGGGGGCCAAUACAGUUGGCAUGCACUGAGCAUAUUUAAAUCCACACAAAAUAACAAUGACCACAGAAAAUAGCAUGGCCUUCUCGGAACCUUUAGCCAGGUGGUAGGGCACUUAGCCAGGCCGUGGAAGACCUGGGGUUCUGUUCUCCCUCCUGACUGAUGGGGAGUAUGCAUUUGAACUUGGGUCUCCCGUUCCUGAAGGGAAUGCCCAACCAUUGGCCCUAGAGAAUUAUUUUCACUCUGUGUCUGUCCCAGUCCAUAUUUAAUUAUUUCUACACAGCUGAACAGCUUUAAUAGGCAAGAUUGAGAGACACCAGCACCAGAAUAUCCCAUAGCCCAGUGGUUAAAGCAUUCUCCUGAGAGGUAGGAGACGCAAUUUUGCAUCACUUCUCCACAGCUAGGGGAACUGAACCUGGGUCUCCCACAUCCUGAAGAAGUGCUCUGACCACUGGGCUAAAGAUCAUAAGCGGGGCUCCCUCUUGCAAAAAUCAAGUUAGGCCCCUAAUUCCAGGAGAGGGUUAAUGUCUGAGAAUCCCAAGCAGAGGGGCUUUCUGAAUGGGGCAGCAUUUAGACCACGCCCCUCUCCUUGGGAUGUGCUAAUGCCUGGCAGAGAUGACUCCUUGCUUAGCAUGCUGGGACCCAUUCUAACAAACUCUCCCCCCUCCAGUGUGUAGGGAGCCUGAGCCCCUAAUUCAGUGCUACAGUUUCUACUGGGUGACACGGCACCCAAAAUGUAGGCAUCGCAAAGCUGAGCGUAAGUCCCUUGGUGGAUCUAGUGCCUCCUUCUGCUCUUGCGCAGAUGUAAAUUAGCUGUAACUCCAUUGACUUUAAUGGAGUUUUCCGCAAGUGUAAGUGGAAUCAGAAUCAGGCCUUUGUGGUACUGGCAUCCAAACUAAUUGGCGCGCUGUACAAUAAAAGGAAGAGAAUGUAUUUCCAGUGGUUACAGGAGCAUUUCUUACACUUUUAGAAGCUGAGCCUACUUUCAGGAAAAUGAACCCAGUCAUCUGGGAUUAAAUACCUACACAUUUUAUUGUAUGCAUCUUCUCCCCCGCUCUGCACCCAGCUAGCCCUUUGUUUUCCCCAUGCCCCCAUAUUUGGGACACAUUGAUGUAGAUUUUUGUAAUAUGAGACUUUCUCUCCUUUCACACAUGCUGUGAAAUAGUCAACAUUGUAAAGUAUCAUCACUGGCAUAUGAGUUGACAUCCUUUGAUGU